GGCGGUGGUGGCAGUGGUAGCACAGGCGGUGCUUCCCGCCGCGCCCAGCCCUCGGGGAGUAAGGGGCGAGCGUCCCGCUGCCUGACCGCACUGCCUUGCCAUGUUCCAGCUCAUACGAGGUUUCGUCUUGCCGGCUGCCGCCUGCGACGGGAACAGGGAUGGGGACUCCCGGUACGCCAACCUCUUCAGGAAGCUAGACCUCAACGAAGAUGGGAGGGUGGAUAUCGCCGAGCUGCAGACGGGCCUCCGGGCCAUGGGCAUCCCCUUGGGAAAAGAGGCGGAGGAGAAAAUUUUUAAAGCUGGAGAUACUAACCAGGAUGGACAGCUGGAUUUUGAAGAGUUUAUGCAGUAUCUUAAAGAUCAUGAGAAGAAGAUGAAACUGGCAUUUAAGAGCCUGGACAAAAACAAUGAUGGGAAAAUUGAAGCAUCAGAGGUUGUCCAGUCUCUCAAGAUAUUGGGUAUAAACAUUUCAGAAAAACAGGCAGAAAAGAUCCUGCAAAGUAUUGAUGCUGAUGGGACAAUGACAGUAGACUGGAAUGAGUGGAGAGAUCAUUUUAUGUUUAACCCAGCUACAGACAUUGAGGAAAUAAUUCGAUACUGGAAACAUUCCACUGUGUUGGAUAUAGGAGAUAGUUUGACUGUUCCAGAUGAGUUCACAGAGGAAGAGAAGAAGACUGGACAGUGGUGGAAACAGCUGUUGGCUGGAGGAGUGGCUGGUGCUGUCUCUCGAACAGGCACAGCACCAUUAGAUCGUCUUAAAGUGAUGAUGCAGGUUCAUGGUUCAAAAUCAAACAAAAUGAAUAUAGCCAGUGGUUUUAAGCAAAUGUUGAAAGAAGGUGGUGUCCAAUCCCUCUGGAGGGGAAAUGGUGUAAAUGUUGUGAAAAUAGCUCCUGAAACAGCUAUUAAGUUCUGGGCUUAUGAACAGUAUAAGAGGAUACUUACUAAGGAUGAUGGAAAGUUAGGCACUGUUGAAAGAUUUGUAUCCGGUUCUUUGGCUGGAGCAACAGCACAAACUUCUAUAUAUCCCAUGGAGGUUUUAAAAACAAGAUUGGCUGUGGGUAAAACAGGGCAAUAUUCUGGGAUGUUUGACUGUGCUAAGAAGAUCUUGAAAAGAGAAGGCGUAAAGGCCUUCUACAAAGGCUAUGUUCCUAAUAUUCUGGGUAUAAUUCCCUAUGCUGGCAUCGACCUUGCUGUUUAUGAGCUCUUAAAGAGUACGUGGCUAGAACACUAUGCGUCAAGCUCUGCUAACCCAGGUGUUUUUGUACUGUUGGGAUGUGGUACUGUUUCCAGCACGUGUGGGCAGUUAGCCAGUUACCCUCUUGCUCUCAUCAGAACACGCAUGCAGGCUCAAGCCUCUGUGGAAGGAGCUCCACAACUAAACAUGGUCAGUCUAUUUCAAAGAAUUGUUGCUACGGAGGGAAUCCGAGGACUUUAUAGGGGCAUAGCCCCUAAUUUUAUGAAAGUGCUUCCAGCUGUCAGCAUCAGCUAUGUUGUAUAUGAAAAAAUGAAGCAGAAUUUGGGAAUAGCAUGAAAUGAAGGAAAAAGGUGAGAUGCUUCUAAUGUUGCUGGAAACACCAGAACAAAAAUGAUUUCUCAAGUAAUCUGCUCUCACAAUAGAAAUGGAUCUUUGUGGAGAGAUGCUGCCACUUCUACUUUUGCCGUGAAGUGGGAAGAAACUUUAUUAAAUUCUAGUUCACCAUUUCUAAACAGAUACCUAUAUUGCACUUUAAAUGUCACUGAGUUUAAAAAAAAAACAAAAAAAGAAUCAAGAAACUAUCUUUAAAUCAGCAAUUUGUUUAUAUUUUCAAGAAAUUGUGUGCAUUUUACUCAUUGGCUUUUUUUUUUUUUGUAUUUGUCUUCUUUAAAUGUGUAUUUGGCUUGGAUCAAACCAAAGGUAGGAGAAGUUUAUACUGCCUUGAUACUGAAUAUAUGAAAGUGACUUCUUGUUUUGUCAUGCUGCCUAUACUUAAGCAAUUCACAGGCAAAAUUUUACAUGCCUGGAAGUAAGCACUUACUAUUGCUAUUUUUGAAGACUUAAGUUUGUAAGAAACAGCAUCUUAGAUACAGAUGAGGAUGGAGUAACACAUUAAAAUGUAUCCCAUCACCUUAUUUUCAGGUGAACCUUUUCGGUGUUUUUUAAAAUGUUUUUAUUUAAAGAAUAAGAGCCUGAGAAACUGCUGUUCCACAGUAUCUGAAUACCUCAAAUGGAUUUACACGGUAUUUUUAUAAUACAGUCAGUGAUUUUCAUAGUUUGCUUUGCUGGACCUGCUUUUCAUUGCACUUGUAAAUGUUAGCACCAUUAACUGUGACAAGCUUUGGGUUUCAGCUGCAUGCUUCAUAGGAUCAGAAUAUACAGGAGCAGGAAAAGCUCUGUUACUAGAUCAAUUCCAUACAAGUGCAAGUUUGCAUUUAAAAGUGGAGUGGAGGAUCCAGUAUUAAGCUGAUAAUGACUGUAGUACGUAGCCCACGGUGGAGCUAAUCAUAACUGCCCUGGGGAGAGAAAUUCUUCACAAUUUGG
This is a messenger RNA of Pezoporus flaviventris, 2518 nucleotides long. RefSeq names its product solute carrier family 25 member 24 (gene SLC25A24). The record is from RefSeq and is a predicted model, not a curated record. The coding region runs from base 101 to 1531 and encodes 476 amino acids. NCBI's taxonomy places the organism in Eukaryota, Metazoa, Chordata, Aves, Psittaciformes, Psittacidae. Gene Ontology annotation, biological process: transmembrane transport. The transcript is spliced from 10 exons. Gene Ontology annotation, cellular component: mitochondrial inner membrane. Gene Ontology annotation, molecular function: ATP transmembrane transporter activity; calcium ion binding.